AUGACGGCGCUGCCUUCUGGCGCGCUGCAGCAGACCAGGGACGUUCUGCUCCUCUCGUGGCUGCUCGAGCUGCCCAUAGCCGGGGCCCGCGUUGCCGGCGCCGCAGCGAGGUGCGAGGCCCGGGCCGUCGGCGCCAAGUUCGCGCGGCUCGACGGCCCCGUCUCCGCCGACGCCGUAACGCAAGACGACCUCAUCGACCUCGAGCUGGAGAAGCUCCUUAUCGUGGUGCCCGCCGUCUGCCUCCCCUACGACAUCGGUGCGCUCGCCUCCAUAGGCUAUGUCUCGGUGGCGCUGCGGUCGGCCCUGGGCGAGGAGAUGCCAGCAGACGUGGCCUGCGCGAAGGACGAGGUGAUCCAGUUCUUCGACUCAGCUGGUGGUGUGGCGCAGCCGGACCUGCUCGCGCUGGCCGAUCUCGGCCCGCAGCCCGACGUCUGGAUCAUCGGGAUCCUGCUUCGACGCGUUGCGUUCCCCGACCCCGCCCCUCGGGGCGACCCGGGGCGCGUCGGCUUCCAGCUCUCC
Molecule: messenger RNA, 519 nt
Organism: Prorocentrum cordatum
Lineage: Eukaryota; Dinophyceae; Prorocentrales; Prorocentraceae
Source: the annotation of a GenBank genome assembly